This is a messenger RNA of Dermatophagoides pteronyssinus (European house dust mite), 668 nucleotides long. Its product is annotated as COX assembly mitochondrial protein homolog. Lineage: Eukaryota; Metazoa; Arthropoda; Arachnida; Sarcoptiformes; Pyroglyphidae. The record is from RefSeq and is a predicted model, not a curated record.
UUUAUUUUUCUGGCUCAAACAACAAUACAACAAUAACACUACAUUCAAUUACAAUUUAGUUGCAUAAUUGAAUGUUUUCAAACAAAUACCAUAUGCAGAACAUGAAUGCUGAUAAGAUGAAUGGAAAUAUCCAUGAUGAUGGUGAUCAAUCUCACAGUGAUAAUGGAUCGGCUACCAAAAAUGUUGUUUCAGCUAAAUUAACACAUGGUCCGAUGGGUUUAGGUGAUCCAUCCGAUCGAACGCUUAGAAAAGUUGAAAUCGAAGUAAUGAUACCGAAAUUGGUGCGUGAACGUUCGAAAAUUUACAAAUGUUCGGAAGAAAAGAAAGCAUUCGAUCAAUGUUGUUUGGACAACGCUAUGGCAAUGGUGUUCAAAUGUCGUGAGGAAAAUAAUCGUUAUCAACAAUGUUUGAAUCAUUGGUUUAACGAUAAACAAUUCGUAAAUGAAUGCAAAGAAAUCUACCUCAAACAACGAGCCGAAUUUCGUUCGACUGGUAUCAAACGUAACAGAAAAAUCGGUCACAAUAAGGAUGCGAAUAAUAAUGAUGCGGCCAAUCAAACUGCUUAACAAUUAUUAUAAAAGCUCGGUCAAUGAGCAUUUUGUUGUUGUAAUUGAUAAUAAUGUAGAAUUUUGUAUAAUUGAUGAAUGUUGUACAGUGCCCUUAAUGAU